AUGUAUUCAUCAGUUCAUCAACAAAGAAGUAUGCUACAACCAUUAUCCAGUGCAUCAAACAUGGCGCAGUUGAUGCAUCAAAACCAACAAAAACAACUGCCAAUAAACGGUGCCAACAAGCAACAAAGAAGGUAUUUCAGCUAUUAUUACUACCAAUUUCCCAAAAUCCCCAGGCCAAAGAGAAAUAUGCUCUACUAUUCUACUUGGACCCGAAGCAAGUCUACAUCGACAUCUGGAGGUUUGUCUCAAUCAACAAAUGGCACUAGACAUACAUUGCCACAUUUCCAUAUUUUCCAUAUCCCUAGGUUGUCCAAAAGAUCAUUUUCCCAGGCUAAUCAAAAAUUGAAACUGGGGUCGAAGAAAUUACACACUAGGUUUUUCUCAACGGAGGCUAGAUCAAGAAGGCAACAAAGAAGAAAGUUUAUUAAAUGGUGGACAAUCACAUCGUUGACUAUAGUAUUGGGUGGGGUUGCGGCAAAGAUGAAGUACGAUAGAGAUGAGAUCAAUGAGAAUCCAUACAAGAUUAGACCACAGUCCUGGCAAUUGUAUGCGUACUCAACCUUACCUUUGAAGACAAUUUCAAGAUUAUGGGGAUAUGUUAACUCUAUAGAUCUUCCUGUGUUUAUCAGAUCACCCCUGUACAGAUUGUAUUCGGCCAUAUUUGGAGUCAAUCUUGACGAAAUGGAGAACCCAGAUUUAAAAAGCUAUAGUAACUUGUCAGAAUUUUUCUAUAGGACUUUGAAACCGGGCGUGCGUCCAAUCAGCGAGGAUGAUAUUGUGAGUCCUGCUGAUGGUAAGGUUUUGAAAUUUGGUAUCAUUGAUAAUGGUGAGAUUGAGCAAGUUAAAGGAAUGACAUAUUCCAUAGACGCGUUGUUGGGUAUGGGUGAAUCGUCAACAAGAAAUUUGGCUGCACCCACUCACUCGCCAAAUUUUGAAUUUGACGAAAGUAGUGGCGAUGACGAGACUGCAAGGGUCAAAAGAGACGAGGAAUUUGCCAAAUUGAAUGGUAUUUCGUAUACUGUUGAUGAUAUUCUUGGUGGUGAAAGUGCCGGUGAGAAUGGACAACAGCCUACGCAUCACAUGCAUAAAUUGACUUACAAGAAUGAUCACGAUGGUACUGCAAAGGGUUCGUCUGCGUCAUGGUCUAAACAGUUGAAAGUGGCUGAGGAAUUAGCGCCUAAUCCAAAGGAAAGUUUCCGUCACAAACAAUUAUAUUUUGCGGUUAUAUAUCUUGCUCCCGGAGACUAUCAUCAUUUCCACUCUCCAACCAAUUGGGUCACAACAUUAAGACGUCAUUUCAUUGGUGAAUUAUUUUCCGUGGCACCUUUUUUCCAAAAGACGUUGCAGGGCUUGUUUGUACUCAAUGAGAGAGUAGCAUUGUUGGGCUACUGGAAGUACGGGUUUUUCUCUAUGAUACCUGUAGGAGCCACCAAUGUCGGGAGUAUUAUUGUCAAUUUCGACAAGGACUUGAAGACCAAUUCUUAUUAUGAGCACGAUAUUUACAGCAAUGGAAGUAGCAGUGCUAGUAGUCUUUCUUCAAAGUCUACCACGCCUAAUACUACUAAUACUUCAUCAUCAUCAUCAUCAUCAGCAUUAUCCUCAACAUCAUCAACCGAGGAUUCUAUAGUAACAACAGAAAAGACGCCAUUGCUUCAGAGGGAAUAUUCAGCCUCCGAUAUUGCAGUAGUGGAAGAAAAGAAGCGUAAAAAGAGGUUGAGAAAAAACACAGUUUACGAAGCAACCUACACCAAUGCGAGUAGAAUUCUUGGUGGAUACCCCUUGACCAAGGGACAAGAUAUCGGUGGUUUCAAGUUGGGCUCUACAGUUGUAUUAGUCUUUGAAGCGCCUGACAACUAUGAGUUUGAUAUCGAGGUGGGUGAGAAGGUGAAAGUUGGUCAAUCUUUAGGUAAGUUUGUUUAA
Lodderomyces elongisporus is the source of this 1920-nucleotide messenger RNA. It is a transcript of the gene PSD1, whose product is annotated as phosphatidylserine decarboxylase 1. The coding region runs from base 1 to 1920 and encodes 639 amino acids. Gene Ontology annotation, cellular component: mitochondrion. Gene Ontology annotation, molecular function: phosphatidylserine decarboxylase activity. Gene Ontology annotation, biological process: phosphatidylethanolamine biosynthetic process. Lineage: Eukaryota; Fungi; Ascomycota; Pichiomycetes; Serinales; Debaryomycetaceae. The record is from RefSeq and is a predicted model, not a curated record. The transcript has a single exon.